CUCGACGAGAACUUGCGACGACAACACGGCGGGACUGCACUGUGUAUAGCGCAUUACUAACAGAGAGCAUCCAGUCACAGAUUUCCAGAUCAGCAGACAGCAGCAUGGCGUCGCCGGGCCCGCCUCCGUACUCGCAGGAGCAGAUCGCUGCGAUGACCUCACCGGAAGAACGCAUACGCGCAUUCGCGGAGCUCAAGAGCUAUAUUGCGCGCCUCAAGAAAGAGAAAGAGGAGCGCGAAAACGCACAGUCCAAAGGUUAUCCCAGCCCCGGCUUUCGCAGUGCUGCCGGCAACUACUACAACGCAUCUUAUCGGAAGCGCGGCGGCUACAGCCAUGGUCCUGAUCGCGGCUCUUACCAUCCGUAUCACCGCUCGCACAAUACACACAAGUUCACGCACAACUCGGCCACCUUCACCCCCACCGAGACUCCGAACGAGUCUCGCGAGGGGAGCGACACCGAGGGCCUGCCGAAGCAGCUACUCAACAAGACCGCGAUGAUGAGCGAGCGCCCCCAAACCGAGCUUAAGAAACUCUGCCGCACGUUCACUUCCACAGGCGUCUGUCCCCGCCACGGCUGUCCUUACCUGCACGAUCCGGACAAGCAGGCUGUGUGCAAGCGCUGGUUCUACAAGGAUUCUUGUACCAUGGGGGAUUUGUGCUCUUUGUCGCACGAUGCCUCACCCCACAACGCGCCUACUUGCCUCCAUUUCCAGGCUGGCCGAUGCAACAACGACGAUUGCCGCUUCGCUCAUGUUCGCAUCAAUCCCACUGCGCCCAACUGCGAAGCAUUUGGAACCUUGGGCUACUGUGGUAAGGGAGAUAGAUGCGCCGAGCUACAUGCACAUGAGUGUCCCGGUUUUGCCAACACGGGUACUUGUCGCUACGGCAACGACUGUCGUCUGGGCCACGUCCACCGCGCCUCUCGAAUGAGAAAGACGACUCGUCCCUCUUCACCCGUACGCUCUCCUUCGUCCAACCAGGCUGACCGUUCCCGUGCGCCCGAGGACAAGAUGGAUACCACCGAGGAUAACCCGGAGCGCAUCAUGCCAAGGAUUGGUGAUGACCAGAAACCUCAUCAGUUUACCCAGCAGGCAGAUUUUGUUCCCUUCGAUGUGGACCAGUGAGCAUUGCCAGGCCACCGGCUGGUCUGGUGAUUUCCGGACACUGGUAUGUUUCUCCCUACUCAUUUCUCGUCAUAGUUCCGCCUAAUUUUCUUAUUUCAAGUUGCAAUGUCUACAAGCCUCCUAACCUAUUAGGUUCUCGACCUGGUUGCCUUUUAGCUUAUCUUGACUGUUGAAGGUCCAGUGCUUCUACGGCCAUGGCGUUCAGGGUUCUUUUCAGUGAUACCCCUUCUUGCAAUUUCCUACUUCUGUCAUUUCGUUGUUUCUAUUCCGGGCUGCUGCCCCAUCAACAUUGCAAGCAUACGGCACAACCGCAGGCGAAUGUACAUGCGUAGUUUAUCCUACGCAGAACAUGUCAAAGUCGGUGUUGGCUUGCUGCUUGGUAGGGUUCUACUCUCCAUGAUACUGUAUGUGCAUAUGCGAAAGAGACCGAAAAAAGAAGAAGAAAAACGCAUGUAAUGAG
Exserohilum turcica Et28A is the source of this 1584-nucleotide messenger RNA. RefSeq lists its product as uncharacterized. The transcript has 3 exons. Lineage: Eukaryota; Fungi; Ascomycota; Dothideomycetes; Pleosporales; Pleosporaceae. The coding region runs from base 105 to 1124 and encodes 339 amino acids. Gene Ontology annotation, cellular component: nucleus. The record is from RefSeq and is a predicted model, not a curated record. Gene Ontology annotation, molecular function: metal ion binding.